UGCCAGGACAGUCGGUCAAGUUGUCAAAGUAAGUGCUUCAAAAUUUAUUCGCCAACAACAUUCGACGCCUCAAGGGCGUUCAAACUGGAGGAGGAUUUUGUCGGCGGCUGCAUGACAAUGUCGAUGUAUUCGACAACGGAUAAAAUGAAAAUGUCAGCGCCCAGUUGUUUUCCAGGACGCUACAGUCCAUCGUAUCGAAGUUCAGAACAAAUGCGACGCUGUAUGCCAAAUCCAUCUAGUCGUUUAUUAGAAGAUGCUUCCCUAUUAUGCAAUUCGUGGUCAGCACGUCAGAAUGGUGAUAUUUUUGCGGGUAUCAACGAUGGCAUACUUAGCAGAGCGGAAGCUCUGGCCGCCGUUGAUAUACAGAAACAUCAAGCCCAGCAUGUACAUAGCCAAAUGCCCUCCCAAAUUAAGCACGAUGUGAUGUACCAUCAUCAUACAAUGAGUGGGCCCCCGCAACGUCCAUUACAGAUGCACCAUUCAAUGGAUCAACUGGAUAUGCUCGAUCCGACGGGUUCAAUGACCACAUUAGCACCUAUUUCGGAAUCACCCCUAACGCCAACACAUCAACACCUGCACGGUUCCUAUCACAGUAUGAAUCACAUGAUGAGUCAUCACCAUCCGGGCACGUUAAGUGGUCAUACGGCGGGGCAUCAUGGACACUCAGCGGUACAUCAUCCUGUUAUAACGGCAGCUGUGGCAGCUGCUGGCCUGCAUCCCGAUACCGAUACCGAUCCACGUGAACUGGAAGCGUUUGCGGAACGCUUUAAACAGCGACGCAUUAAGCUUGGUGUCACGCAAGCGGAUGUGGGCAAGGCCCUGGCCAAUCUCAAGUUACCUGGCGUUGGCGCUCUGUCGCAAAGCACAAUCUGUCGUUUCGAGAGUCUGACGUUGUCGCACAACAACAUGAUCGCCCUGAAGCCCAUUUUGCAGGCGUGGCUGGAAGAGGCUGAGGCGCAAGCGAAAAACAAACGUCGAGAUCCGGAUGCGCCCAGUGUUCUGCCGGCGGGCGAAAAGAAAAGAAAAAGGACUUCCAUUGCGGCACCUGAAAAGCGCUCCCUGGAAGCCUACUUUGCCGUCCAGCCGAGACCAUCUGGGGAGAAAAUCGCCGCCAUUGCCGAAAAGCUGGAUUUGAAGAAAAAUGUGGUGCGAGUCUGGUUCUGCAAUCAACGCCAAAAACAAAAACGUAUAGUUAGUAGUGUACAACCAUCAAUGACGGGCCACGGUUCGGCGGGAUUCGGAUACUGAUAGUCAUUUAUGACGGCAGCGACAGCAGCAGCAGCAUCAGCAGCAUCAGCAGCAGCAGCAACAGCGGGAACAACAACAACAUCAACAGCAGCAGCAGCAACAAUGGGAUCGGGAUCAGCGGGAUCAAUGACCACGCCUCCACAAUGCAUACAGGGCGGCGACUAUUAUCUAUAGUGACACACACACACACACACAAACACACACACACACACACAUAAAUUGAUGAGGACAGAAACGACUUUUCGAAUUUUCGGAUACGAUUCGGAAUUGGAGAUGAUCGACGACCCCCAAACCCAGCAGCAGCAAUAAGCAUCAAUCUAUCUCUCUCUCUCUCUCUCUGUUUCUUUCUCUCUCUCUCUCUCUCCCACAACCCUAUGUAUUAGCAAACAACUCCUAAAACUCCCCCUCCUUCCCACAUACACACACACAAACACACAUCAAAACUAUAACA
Molecule: messenger RNA, 1699 nt
Organism: Drosophila willistoni
Lineage: Eukaryota; Metazoa; Arthropoda; Insecta; Diptera; Drosophilidae
Product: serine/threonine-protein phosphatase alpha-3 isoform
Exons: 8
Coding region: 112-1248 (378 amino acids)
Biological process (GO): regulation of transcription by RNA polymerase II
Cellular component (GO): nucleus; cytoplasm
Molecular function (GO): DNA-binding transcription factor activity, RNA polymerase II-specific; RNA polymerase II cis-regulatory region sequence-specific DNA binding; protein serine/threonine phosphatase activity
Source: RefSeq, a predicted model, not a curated record